CACAAUAUAGAACUAAUGAAUUUGUUAAAGAUGCAUAUGAUAUUCAAAUUACAGUCAAGACACUUAAAAAACAUCAACAAGCAUAUUAUGCACAUCAGGAAAAUGAGAAAAGAAGAUUAAUAGCAGAGGCAGGAACAGUCAAGAGAAUUCAAGCCAACAAUAUUCAUUUU
Entrophospora candida is the source of this 170-nucleotide messenger RNA. NCBI's taxonomy places the organism in Eukaryota, Fungi, Glomeromycota, Glomeromycetes, Entrophosporales, Entrophosporaceae. The record is from the annotation of a GenBank genome assembly.